AUGGUCAGACACAGAAAAGGCGGUAAAGAGCCGCAUAAAAGUUCUAAUAAUGAAACCAGUAGUAGUUCUGGUUCCAGUGAUAUUUCGGUAGAAAAAAAACCAUUUAAAAUACUGUCUCUGUGGAAAACUUUGGUUGGUUUUAUAUGUUUAGUAGUGGCCAUAUACGGCGGUGUGGUGGGUUACUUAGAGACGAGAGUAAACACGCCGUUUGACGACGUUAAGGUUGUACAAAAAUCUGGUCUUGAGGUGCCUGAUCGAUAUUGGGGCACGUACAGACCUGGUGUAUACUUAGGUAUGAAAAGUCGGGAGCCAUGGUCCCCAGUUUUUGGUCUAAUGUGGUAUGAGCUUGCUGCUGCUGCUCAAAAAGGAAUCAGACACUGGUGCGAUCAGGGUGACAACUUACCUACGUAUGGGUGGCUCCGACAUGAUGGUGUGACUUUCGGAGAACAGCUGAUAUCGGAUCCCCCUCAUCAGAUUGUUACCAGUUUCGUGAAGACACCAGGAGGAGCUCACGGAGGUCACUGGACUGCCAGGAUCAAUGUUACCGCUACGGCAAGAUCACCUGGGCCCUUCGCGCUGGUAUGGUACGGCGCUUUAGACGAAUCCCUUGGACCUGCCGCCCCACAUUCGAGGCUGUGGAUUGAAGGGGGGGACAUACUCGGCCACACGUCGAAUUUAAGGAAUUUUCGCCUCAAUCUCGUACCGCAUAAAGGUAAAAUUCUUCACAAGUCAUUUUCGGAGGCGCACGCCGAAGGCCUCCAUUUGCUCAAGGAGAAAUUCUAUGGCUUAUUGAGGGGAGACAAGCAUUCUAAAAUCGGUAACAUAGCCGUUUUGUCCGAAGACGACGACGUCAUUGUCAAGAAUAAGGACGCAAAUUUCGUCCUAAUACAAUUGAUAGUUGAGGCGCCGUUCGUUCUAGACGUAGUUUAUACCACAGAAGAGCUACCGACUCCCCCGCUUAAAGGAGACGAGUUCACCAAGAGUCUAGAAGAGAAGAAGAAGUCCUUCGACAAUGAGUUCGAGAAGAAGUUUAAAUUGCAAGAAAAGGGGUAUCGAAAAGAAGACGUUGACGUGGCGAAAGCGGCGCUCUCUAAUAUGCUCGGAGGGAUCGGGUACUUCUAUGGCGCCGGCCGAGUUCAGUCCCAGUACACGAAGGAGUCGGUGCCGUACUGGCGAGCGCCCUUGUACACGGCCGUUCCGAGCAGAUCAUUCUUCCCUCGAGGAUUCCUCUGGGACGAGGGCUUCCACGGACUUCUGAUCGGAAGGUGGUCUCCGGAUAUUGAGCUCGAUAUAGCCGCUCAUUGGCUGGACCUCAUCAACGUGGAAGGCUGGAUAGCGAGGGAACAGAUUUUAGGCGUCGAGGCCCUAGCUAGAGUUCCCAAGGAGUUCGUAGUGCAGAACAACGCGGCGGCAAAUCCUCCUAUACUGUUAAUAACACUGGCAAGGCUGGUGCAACUGCGUCCUGAGCUGUUCAAGCCCCAGGGUCGGCUUAGGGGUACGCUCGACCGGAUGUUCAGUAGACUGCAGGCCUGGUACCAGUGGUUCCAGACGACCCAAAAGGGCGAGGAGGCCACGUCGUACCGCUGGAGGGGUCGGGAGGACGACGGCCUCCAGCUCAACCCCAAAACCUUAACGUCCGGCCUCGACGAUUAUCCGAGGGCCUCGCAUCCGUCAGACAUCGAACGACACGUAGAUCUCCGGUGUUGGAUGUACGCGGCCGCCGACGCAAUGGUCACAAUAGCGGACGUCCUACAGCGUGACGUCAGCAAGUUCGAAACGACAAGAGAUCAGUUGGGCGACGAAGAUCUGCUCAACGAACUCCACUGGUCGACUCGCACGCAAACCUACGCUGACUACGGUCUCCACACGGACGGAGUGCGCCUCGUCAGACAGCAGUCCAAGAAGCCGAACGAGAACGGUAAAAUGGUCCGAGUCGUGACCACCGCGCCGCAACCGAUGCUCGUCACGUCCGCUUUCGGAUACAUAUCCUUGUUCCCGAUGCUGCUGAAGGUCCUUAAAUCUGACAGCGAGAAACUGGAGAGAAUACUGGAUUCUCUCGAUAAGCCCGACUUAUUGUGGUCUCCGUACGGACUCAGAUCGCUGUCAAAAUCAUCGCCAUUAUACAUGAAGAGGAACACGGAACACGAUCCGCCAUAUUGGCGCGGGCAAAUAUGGAUGAACAUUAAUUAUUUAGCGCUUUCGAGCUUGAAGUACUACGCGACCGUGCCCGGCCCGUACAAGGCGAAAGCGGGACAGCUGCACGAUCGUCUGAGAGAGAACGUCGUCCGCAACAUCAUAUCCGAGUACAGGAGGACGGGCUACCUCUGGGAGCAGUACUCUGGCGAAGACGGCAAGGGUUCUGGAUGUAGACCGUUCAGCGGCUGGACUGGACUCUUGGUUCUCAUAAUGGCUGAACAGUAUUAGGGGGCAGCGCUUCGGAGGCUCAAUGGUGUUUGACUCUUGCAACUCUUUGAAUGUUGGAGAGACAACUUCUAGUAACUACUACUAAUUCUAAAAAUCGUAUUUUUAAGGGACUUUAUGACCUGGUAACUAAGACCUUUAAGUCAGGUCUUAUUUUAAUUCAUCAUGUUAUUUUAAUGAAAAAUGGAGUGA
Molecule: messenger RNA, 2613 nt
Organism: Bombyx mandarina (wild silkworm)
Lineage: Eukaryota; Metazoa; Arthropoda; Insecta; Lepidoptera; Bombycidae
Gene: GCS1
Product: mannosyl-oligosaccharide glucosidase
Biological process (GO): protein N-linked glycosylation; oligosaccharide metabolic process
Cellular component (GO): endoplasmic reticulum membrane
Molecular function (GO): Glc3Man9GlcNAc2 oligosaccharide glucosidase activity
Source: RefSeq, a predicted model, not a curated record